Rotaria sp. Silwood2 is the source of this 663-nucleotide messenger RNA. The record is from the annotation of a GenBank genome assembly. NCBI's taxonomy places the organism in Eukaryota, Metazoa, Rotifera, Eurotatoria, Philodinida, Philodinidae.
AUGAACAGAUUACAGAAACAAGUCAAAGCUGUUCCACAAAGAUAUAAAAUGGAAAUUUAUGCUUUAAAAUAUAGAUUAAUUAAAGCUCGAAUAAACAGAAAAAAAAAAGAACAUUUUCGAAAACCUCUUCGUGUUUCUAAUAGUAUAGCUUUUAUAUUUGAUCAUGUCUUUUUACCAGAAUUUAAUCAAGAUCUUUAUCGUGAAUGUAUUUACGACAAGAUUCAAGGAUAUUUUCAAGGUUAUAUUGCGUUUAUACUUGUUUAUGGUCAAAAUGGUUCUAGAAAAACGUUUAUAAUAGGUAGUAAACUUGAAUAUAUGGAUCCGUCUAAAGAAGGUAUUAUACCUCGUACUAUUAUGCAUUUAUUUCAACGAUAUAGAAGUAAUGAAUGUGAAACAGAAUCCAUAGAAAUUAGUCUACCAAAAUGUAUAGUUUCAUGUCAAUUUAUUGAAACACUUGAUUGCUUGAAAGAAGGUGCUCUUAAUCGAACAACAGCAUCAACACUUAUGAACAGUGUAUCAAGUCGAUCACAUACCAUAUUUACUGUAAAUUUACAAUUUGAACGUGCUAUUCAAUCAGUAUCUACACCAAAUCCAAAUUUGUGGGAACAAAUUCAUGCUAAAAUACAUUUUGCUGAUUUAACUGGCUCAGAAAGUUUACAAUGA